Messenger RNA from Procambarus clarkii (red swamp crayfish), 3390 nucleotides. Its product is annotated as ras-interacting protein RIP3. Gene Ontology annotation, molecular function: DNA-binding transcription factor activity, RNA polymerase II-specific; RNA polymerase II transcription regulatory region sequence-specific DNA binding. Lineage: Eukaryota; Metazoa; Arthropoda; Malacostraca; Decapoda; Cambaridae. Gene Ontology annotation, cellular component: nucleus. The record is from RefSeq and is a predicted model, not a curated record. Gene Ontology annotation, biological process: regulation of transcription by RNA polymerase II.
CAGAGGGCGAAGGGCGGCCUUGAGGCUCAACCUCACACUACUGAUGUCUUGGGCACCACUUGAGCCUGGCUCCUGGGGUGUCGGAUUUGACGGCCUUGGGGUACCAGUGAAAUGGUUUGAGAUGCCUCACACCUGCCUUCGUGUACCCCAACUGCUUAGGGGUGCUCCAUACCUACUUAGGAGUGCACCAUGUCAGUCUUGGGGUACACCAUAACUGCCUCAAGGUGCCCUACACCUGUUUUAGGGUGCACCACACCUGUCUUUAGGCUCCCCACAUCUUCCUUGGGGUACCUCACAUUGCCUUUGGGUUCCUCAUACCUGCUUUGGGGUACUCCACAUCUGUCUUGAGGUGCCUCACAUCUGCCUUGAUGUGCCUCAUACCUGCCUUGGAGGGUUUCCUACACUUUCCUUGUGGUGCACCAGUUCUGCCUCAGAUUAACCAGGACCUUUUUCAAAGCAACUAGGUCCUGAUUCUGGAGAGGCAAAAACUAGCUUUGGCUGGCCAGGACCUAAUUCGUGAUGGGAAUAAACCACCUAGCAUGGCCAGGACCAGCCUCCAAACAAGGAAUUACCUCCUGAUGGCCAGGAACUACUUUUGAAUGGAUAUGAACUGCCUAUUGAUUACAGUACCUACUUCAGUACUUGUCCUAGGCCUUAGGCCAUCUAAGGGGCUUGACAGGCCUUAGUACAAGCUUCUUGCUCUUGACAGUGGGAAUUAUAUGUCUUUGGAUGGCCAGAGCCUGCUUCAAGAUAGUCAUUACUUGCUUUGGGCUGCCUGGUUCUACUACUUUUCUUCCAAGUGCAGAAACACCUGCCUCGAUAUGCUCAGGUUCUAUAUUGAGACUGCAUCAAGAACUUGAGGAAAAGCUGAGCAGCACACAAGUAUUUUUACCGAACUAGGACUUUUUACCGGCAGAAUUGAUCCAGAGCUUCUAGGGUCAUGCUCCACAAUGGAUAUCCCACUUGAUCUUAAGCUCUUUAUGAAUAAUGCCUCCACGAAAGUCUACAAGUGCGAGCAGUGCAAUGCCUCGUACUCGGAUAAGGCAUACUUUGAGAUGCACAAGCAGACGCAUCAAAAGGGAGAGUUACCUACUGUCCAGAUUGUUAUGACUGCAGCACCACAAACCCCAACACCCCAGCCAGCCCCAGCUCAUCAACACCAGCAUCAGCAGCAGCAGCAGCAGCAGCAGCAGCAGCAGCAACAACAACAGCAGCAGCAGCAGCAGCAGCAGCAGCAGCAGCAGCAGCAGCAACAGCAACAACAGCAGCAACAUCAACAACAGCAACAACAACAACAGCAGCAGCAACAACAACAGCAACAACAGCAGCAACAACAACAGCAGCAGCAGCAGCAACAACAGCAGCAGCAACAGCAGCAGCAACAACAACAACAACAGCAACAACAGCAACAAAUAAUUCACCAAGACCCUCAAUUGACUGCGUACAAGAGAGCCUAUGGUGGAGAACUUCACCAGAUAUAUGAAGUUGCCCCUUCUACUAGGUAUCAGGUAGUAACUACAGCCCCUCAUGCCAUUAAUGCUGCAAAUAUAACAGCCAUACAAGCACAGGUCAACGUUCCCACGUACACUGCCUCAAGUUAUGUUUUGACUGCAGCACCCGAACAGCCACACAGAACUGUUGCCACAAUUCAUCACCACCACCACCAGCAACCUCAAGAACAUGCACAACAACAACAACAACAACAGCAACAACAACAACAACAGCAACAGCAGCAGCACCCACAGGAGCCACAACAGCAACGACUUGUAAUAGCGCUAGAUACCAAAGAUCGACCGUACAAGUGUGACCAGUGCACUGCAUCAUUUAUUGAUCCAACUGAAUUAAAUGAGCAUAAAAAGAAACACAGUGGGGAUGGUCCUUUUACUUGUGAAGACUGUCAUUUCACAUUUAUGUAUAAAAGCCAUUUUAGAAGUCAUAAGACACGGUGCCAGAAAAAGCGUGCAAUGAUGCCCAACCCACCAAAACCAAUCAUAAUGCCAGCUCCUAUAAAACGACAAUUCCCCACACAUCAACAACUAAACUCAAAACAGCAGCACCAGCACCCGCAACAGCAGCAGCAACAACAGCAACAUCAACCACAAAGCAACAACAGACCUGCAGCUAAAAAUACGGCACAGCACAAUAAACAGCAGAACAAUACUAGCAAUAUUCCUUUCAAUCCAAGCAAUCCGACUUUUAAGAGACAAAAGAAAGAACAGCGGCAGGACCGACCUUUUGAAUGCCAUGAGUGUGAUGCUUCAUUCCAGACUGUUCAAGAUUUACAGACACAUAAAGCCAAACACACUGGAGAGGGACCAUUCAAAUGUGAAGAAUGCCGGUUUGUGUUUUUGUAUCGUAAAUUAUACGAGGCGCAUCGUAGACGCUGUGAUAAGAAGCGUAAGGCACCGCACCUAUCAGUUAAAAAUGUUACAAUAGCACAGUCCCAGCAAGUACAACAGCAAUAUCAGCAGCAAGAGCAACAGCAGCAAGUUAUUCAUCACACACAGCCACAGCAUGUGCAGAUACACACAGGACGAACUGUAACUGCAGUGCCGUCAUCGGGCUCAACCGUGCAACUUACUGGACCCAUCCAAAUACACACAGCUGUUCCUAAUCAGCACCAGACUGCUGUUAUUGAUAUGAGAGCAGUACAGACCCAGCAGCAUCAACAACAGGUGCAACAAGUUCAACACAUUCAGCAUCCAGCAUUGCUUGAGCAGGUCAUCCACGUUUCCCAGGUCCCCACGAAUAUUGGCGGUGGACGGCAGGAAAUUAAAUACGACCUGGUGCCUGCCACCGUUGAUGUGGGGGAUAUGAAUCAGAUUAUGAACCUCAUUAAGGUUAAGGGACAUCCUCAGUAGAAUUGAGUCCUUUACAGUUACAUGCAGGGUUGGCAUCCUCUGGAUAAUGUUGCCCACAGCAGCCCCACUGCCUUCAUCUCCCAUACCUGUGGAGUCAGUUGUCAAGAGAGGAUCUAACCUUGUCAGUGAUUAAGCUCUGGGCAUUAUCGUGAGGUCAGUACUGUGUCAAUAGUAAUUAAAUCUAUUCUCAAUUUUUUUUAUACAUGAAGUACAAGCUAAAUUUUGAAGUGCCAAUAGUCUGUAAUGACUUGGAUUCUGCCUUGGUAUAGUUCCAAGCUCUCACUUAUGAUAGCAUUUCUUAUUUAGCUGGGUUAGUACCAGGCUAGACCAAGAGUGAUAUAUGCAAUGAAUGUGUACUCUCUUUUAUUUUAAGAGUUGUCGUGCAAAACCGCAGUAACUUGUGAGGUUCAGCAUUUUAAGCUGAACGUUUCCUAAGGUUUACAUAUUUAUGAAAUGUGAAGACAUGUGUGUACUGUAUACACACACACACACACACACACAUAUAUAUAUAUGUAUAUAUAUAUGUGUU